AUGGCGCUCGCUUCCGUGAACGUGAGCGUCGCCGUCCUCACCUGGCAGUCGCUCGCACGCUCCACAUCCGCCGAGACUUGCUAUCUCGACUGGGCCAAUGGCACGUGCUGGUUGCCAGAGGCAGCGCAGGCGAUCGUUGCGGUCGCCCUAACGGCCGUCACGGACUUCAACUCGCGUAAAGCUACUGCGCUGCCCGUGCUUGGGUCGUUGGAGGGAUGCGACAAGCAGCUUCAAUUCCAGCUGCUCGACAGUGGUGGCGCAGCUGCCAAGUCGCUGCAAUCGUUGGGAGACCUGUCUGGCACAGACGUCGUCAUCGGUCCUCUUUGGGACAGUGCCUCUACCACCACUGCGGUUGUCACCGGUCGUCUUGACAUCCCGCAGAUCUCGUAUGGGUCAAGUUCAGCUGACCUGUCCGACACCUUUCUGUAUCCUCGCUUCAUGAGGAUCAUCCCCUCGGACCUGGCUCCUGCGUCGGGCCUUUGCUCCUUUUGGAAGCAUGAGCUUGGGCUCUCGACCGUGGCCGUGAUAUAUGAGCAGACCGCGUAUGGCCGCGCCUACGAAGAAGCAGCAAAGGCAGCGUGCCAGAGCCUCAAAUUGACGUUUUUCAGCAAGGAUAUCCCCGACUUCUAUGAUGACGCAUACAGCGAGGAAUCGAUCCGUUCUGCUGUCGCCAGCUUGAGCGCCACCGGCGCCAAGGCAGUGCUAGUCGUUACUUCGAUCUACGUUCGCUUCAUCGUAGCGUCUGCGCUGGAUACGGGCCUGCUCCGGCCUGGCACCUCCUGGGUCUUCAGUGACAGCGUUUCCACGGACGACUUUGACACAGAAUUGAACGAGACGGAAAAGGCAGCGGUGAACGGCAGCCUGCAGAUCAGCGCAUGGGUCGGUGCGACAAACAACCCGCAGUGGACCCACUUUGCCAACGAGCGCUGGGCGACGCUUCAGCCUGGAGACUUCAACCCGUUCCUGCCUGCCGACUGGCAGAUCCGCGACAACUUCUUCAGCACCGUCAAUCCAAGCGAGGUCGGUACCCUUGCUUACGAUGCCAUCAUAGCGGCAGGGCUGCUGUCCUGCAAGGUGGCCCCGACGGGCCCGCUGCCGGCGUCGUUUGGCACGCGGUUCUGGGAGUCCAAGCAGAACCUGUCGUUUAACGGCCUUUCCGGGCGCGUGGAGUUCGACGAGAAGGGCGACAGGAGCAACGCGAAUGUGCAGCUGUUCAACCUGCUCGACCAAGAUGGCUUCUCCGCGAAGUACGUAGCUCAACUUAGCAACGGCACGUGGACUUGGGACGGCGGAUCGCGCGAGAGCAGCGGCGUGAUCUACAACUUUGGGGAGGCGGAACCGCCGUUUGACGCGUCGCCACCGCCGCCGCUCCCACCGCCACUGCCGCCGUCGCCCCCGCCGCCGCCCCCGCCGCCGCCCCCGCCGCCGCCCCCGCCGCCCCCGCCGCCGCUGUCGCCGCUCGCAUCGACAUUGGCACCGAACGGUGAGGAGGGUCUUCUUUCCCGGAGUGUCAUAUCGGCCAUUUGCGCCGUUGGGGCGUGCGCCCUUUUGCUGCUGUGCUUGUACUUCGCACUUCGCCGCAAACGCCCAGUCAUCGUGGCGCCCAAGGAUGAACUCCAUCGCAUGGAGUCGGAGAUAACGGAGGUGUUCAGUCGCAUGUCGGGGCGCUUCAACGCCGAGGAGGUGACGUUGACCAACAUCCUCGACUCCUACGACCGCUUCGCCUCGGCGCCGCGCGAGCUCGUCUUCGGCCGGCCAGCGCAAGCGGCGCUAGGCGUCGAGGCGUACAUGUGCGUGCCAGAGAACAUCGUUCACCAGGGCCGGAUCGACGGGACCGCGGCCAUCGUGAACGAG
Molecule: messenger RNA, 1854 nt
Organism: Emiliania huxleyi CCMP1516
Lineage: Eukaryota; Haptophyta; Isochrysidales; Noelaerhabdaceae
Exons: 1
Biological process (GO): G protein-coupled receptor signaling pathway
Cellular component (GO): membrane
Molecular function (GO): G protein-coupled receptor activity
Source: RefSeq, a predicted model, not a curated record